This is a messenger RNA of Asterias rubens (European starfish), 955 nucleotides long. RefSeq lists its product as uncharacterized. The transcript is spliced from 6 exons. Lineage: Eukaryota; Metazoa; Echinodermata; Asteroidea; Forcipulatida; Asteriidae. Gene Ontology annotation, molecular function: protein binding. Gene Ontology annotation, cellular component: extracellular matrix. The coding region runs from base 398 to 955 and encodes 185 amino acids. The record is from RefSeq and is a predicted model, not a curated record.
GUGUACUCCGGUGUCCACAGAAAUCUAUACCUGCGAAUGCCUUGAAGGAUUUCUUGGAGACAACUGUGAAAUAGAUUUUGAUGAGUGUUUCAGCAAUCCGUGUCUGAACCAGGCUACAUGUAACGAUGGCGCCAAUAGCUACUCCUGUAGCUGUCAAGUGGGCUGGGUCGGUGACAGGUGCACUGAAAGUGAUCUGCCCAUUGUGAGCAUUGUACAACUGUGGAGUGAUUCAUUCACCUUAGCCUGGACAGUGGAGAUACCCGUCAACUGGUUCAGGGUCCAGUACCGUGAUGUCAGUACAGGUGUCUGGAAGCUAGAGCCUAUAGUCAGUGGUAACCAACUGCUCUACGUUGUUCAGGGGCUUCAGAACCAGACUCUGUAUGAGUUUAGAGUCGGUAUGCAGAGGGCCAGGGAUGAUAGUAGUGUGUAUACAAUACCCGAUACCAUCAGAACAUGCAUUAGGGGAUACGGGAGCCCAUCCGACUGUGGAGUCGACUCAACAAUGAGGGCGCCAUUUAACAUCGGCAUUCAGAACUCCCGAGCAUCUUCCCUGACGAUAACGUGGGAGGACGACACCAACCCGAAUGCAAUAACCGUCCAAAAGAGGAUCUAUGGGAGUGAGCAAUGGACCAAUCACUCGGUGUUAUCCAGUCACAUGGGGGUGUAUGACGUGGCACCCCUGGAGGGGCAUGAGUACUAUGAGAUUCGAUUGGUAUAUCCAGCCACUGGGGAAACGAGUCUGGUUGCUAGAUUUCAUACAUGUGAACCAGGCAGAGGUGGUCCUAACUGUGAAUAUUUGUACGCUGCCUGUACUAUAUGGGGUGACCCUCACUACAUCACCUUUGACAGCAAGAGAUAUGACUUCCAAGGUGACUGCGACUACACCCUCCUGACUGAUGCCUGCAUCGAGGGUCUCAAGCUAGACCAGUGUCUCGAAUCCAGGAGCUUACUUUGA